Messenger RNA from Trichoplusia ni (cabbage looper), 2044 nucleotides. RefSeq names its product NADPH:adrenodoxin oxidoreductase, mitochondrial (gene dare). Gene Ontology annotation, biological process: ubiquinone biosynthetic process. Bases 577 to 1986 code for a protein of 469 amino acids. The transcript has 4 exons. The record is from RefSeq and is a predicted model, not a curated record. Gene Ontology annotation, cellular component: mitochondrion. NCBI's taxonomy places the organism in Eukaryota, Metazoa, Arthropoda, Insecta, Lepidoptera, Noctuidae.
CCGAAGCACUAAUGGACAUCGUACCAUUUUUUUGUAGCUGCACUUGAGCUAAACACUGUGUUGUGUUUGCUAGGUUCGCCAGUUGCCUGUCUAUGUAGUCUAUGAAUGUUAAUGUCAAUAUUAAACGUCAUGCAAUGAAUGUCAAACACGCAACACGAAACGAAAACGUACACACAAAUAUAUUUAAUGUAAUUAUUUCGCCAUCAAAAAUACAUAUUAUUAGUUACAUACAUAAAGUAAAAUAGUAAUUUAGUUUUAAGUACAACCUCAAAAUUACUUACUAAGAAUAUACUGUAGAUAUAAAUAGGUACCCAAAGCACACCGCCAAGUUGAAAAACUCCAAAACUAGUUCAACCAAAUUACAGUUCGAUAAAUCCGAUGAUGUUAAGAUAAUAAGAAAGAUAUAUUUUGUCGGCCGCUACUCUUCCAUAUUUAUUUAUUAUAAUUUAUCAUGACGUAAUUUGAAUUUCAAAUGAGUAAGAGCGUCGUUGAAUGAUAAAAUAACGAGAAGACUGGCGAAUAAGUAAGUGUGAAGUUUUAAUCUGAGUAAAGAAAUAAUACUAGCUGAAAGUCAAGAUGAGUUACAAAUUAAUGAAAAGGGUGUUAAGUUCCGCGCCUCACAAAAAGUGUCCGCAAGUAUGUAUUGUGGGUGCUGGGCCCGCCGGCUUCUAUGCGGCUAUGCAUCUCACGAAAAAGCUGCAGUCUGUAAACAUUGAUAUAUUGGAAAAACUUCCAGUGCCUUUUGGACUUAUCAGGUAUGGAGUGGCCCCAGAUCAUCCAGAAGUAAAAAAUGUUAUAAACCAGUUUACAAAGGUUGCACAACAGGCUAAUGUUAAUUUCUAUGGAAACAUAACCUUGGGAAAAGAUGUUGAUCUUGAACAAUUGAGACAAAACUAUGACGCAGUCUUACUGACUUAUGGUGCUGAAGAAGAUAAGUUACUUGGUAUAGAAAAUGAAGAAGCAAGUAAUGUAAUAGCUGCUCGCAAUUUUGUGGGAUGGUACAAUGGACUCCCUGCUGAUAAACAUUUAAAAAUUGACCUCUCCUGCAGGACUGCAGCCAUUCUUGGACAGGGAAAUGUGGCAUUGGAUGUAGCAAGGAUCCUAUUAACACCCAUUGAUGACCUAAGAAAAACCGACAUUACAGAACAUGCUCUUAGUGUGCUUUCAGAAUCAAAACUUAAGGAAAUAUAUUUAGUUGGCAGAAGAGGACCCCUUCAAGUUGCAUUCACAAUAAAAGAGCUUCGUGAACAACUUAAACUGAAAAAUUGUAAAACAAUUUGGAAUGAAAAAGACUUUCAAGAUGUUGAAAAAGUUGUUCCUAAUCUUGCUCGUCCGAGGAAACGACUGACUGAACUAAUGCUGAAGUCUGUUAAUGAAAAACAUACAAUAGUUGAUGAUCCCAAUACUAAGUAUUUCAAACCUAUAUUCUUUAGAAGUCCAAAUAAAUUUUUAGUUGAUGACAAGAAACAAUUAAGUGGAAUUGAAUUAACUUGUAACACACUUGUCGGGGAUAGUUUAGAAAAUCAGAAGUGUGUCCCUACUGAUCAAAAGGAAAUAUUAAACUGUAAUUUAGCCUUUAGGAGUAUAGGUUAUAAAAGUGUUAAAGCAGAUAAAGAUUUAAUAUUAAACCAAGGAUGUAUACCAAAUGACAAAGGUGUUGUGGAAGAUGCUUCUUCAAAAUUAGCCAAGCUCUAUGUAGCAGGUUGGCUAGGUACUGGACCUGUAGGUGUUAUACUACAUACAAUGGGCAAUGCUUUCCAGGUCGCCAAAGUAAUGUGUGAUGAUUUAAGCAAACUUAAUUCUGAUCACAGAAAGGCAGGAUUUGAAGAAGUAAAGAAAACUAUUUCAAAAAAUAAUGACAAUGUUAUAGAUUGGACUGGUUGGGAAAAAAUAGAUAUGUUUGAAGUAGAACAAGGUAAAAAAAUAGGAAAGCCCCGUGAAAAAAUUUGCGAUGUUGAAAAGAUGAUAGAGGUAGCUAAAGCAUAAAUAAAAAUAAUGUUUGUAGAUAAAAUAAGUAUGUAUACAAAAAGAUAAUAAAAUUUAU